Triticum aestivum (bread wheat) is the source of this 801-nucleotide messenger RNA. Its product is annotated as subtilisin-like protease SBT1.4. Lineage: Eukaryota; Viridiplantae; Streptophyta; Magnoliopsida; Poales; Poaceae. The transcript has 3 exons. Bases 63 to 464 code for a protein of 133 amino acids. The record is from RefSeq and is a predicted model, not a curated record.
CCCGAACACACCCACCGCCACCACACCACGGUCUGCCGUCUUCAACCCUCCGAAAGUCGACGAUGAGGCACACAAGCAUCACGGCGGCGGUCGCCGUCGCAUUCGCCGUCCUUGCAGUCGCCGCCGCAGCGUCCACGGGCCUCACCGCCGCCGGCAGGGGGAAGCAGCAGCGUGCUCCAGGCCCGGCUUCCGGCAGCAGCGUGUACAUCGUGAUGGUGAAGCCCCCGGCCGUCGCCGCCGACAGCGCGGCCUACCACAUGGGCAUCCUCAUCGCCGCGGUCGGCAGCGAGGACAAGGCCAAGGCGGUGUUGAUCUACAGCUACAAGAACGCCAUCAGCGGGUUCGCGGCGAGGCUCACCCCCGCGCAGGUCGCCGUGCUCAGGAAAAACCCUGCCGUCAUCCGGGCGCAGCCUGAUGUCAAGUACUCCCUUCACGACGACGACAACAACAACAACCUCAACUAAGCAAGAGCUCUUGUCCACUUAUUAAGAGUUGUUGCGCAAUAUGGAACGAGAAGAGGCGCGCAUGAUCUGCCCUGGAAAGAAUCUUGUGUGGAUCUUUCUCUGCAUACUUCAAAAUUACACACACACAUAUAUAGUGUAACGUUGCAAGAAGUUUAUAGUGUAAUUUGUUUAGAAUUGUUGCACUUGUAUAACUCUGUCUGCGUAUAUACUGAUGGGCAAAGAUGUCUGGUUUGCUACCAUAUUAUAUUCCUACAUAUUUUCUCUGAAGGAGUUGCGCACUGGGUUAGGUUGGGAUGUCCAGCGUGCGGGUCAUAAACUGUAAUGCAGUGGUGCAAAG